Messenger RNA from Leptosomus discolor (cuckoo roller), 918 nucleotides. NCBI's taxonomy places the organism in Eukaryota, Metazoa, Chordata, Aves, Leptosomiformes, Leptosomidae. The record is from RefSeq and is a predicted model, not a curated record.
GCCCUGGGAGUCUCAGGGACAUCCAUCCAUAUCAUUGGGGUAAGCCUUGGUGCGCAUGUCGGGGGCCUGGUGGGGCACUUCCAUGGUGGUCAGCUGGGACGGAUAACAGGCCUGGAUCCCGCAGGCCCUAAGUACACCAGAGCCAGCCCUGAGGAACGCCUGGAUCCUGGGGAUGCCCUCUUUGUGGAAGCCAUUCAUACCGAUGCUGACAAUUUCGGGAUCCGGAUUCCUGUAGGCCACAUCGAUUAUUUUGUCAAUGGAGGCAAAGAUCAGCCAGGAUGCCCCCGAUUCAUCUCGUCAGGCUAUAAGUAUCUGAUCUGUGAUCACAUGAGGGCAGUACACCUCUAUGUCAGUGCCCUGAAACAUUCCUGUCCGUUUGUGGCAUUCCCCUGUGCAAGUCAUCAAGAUUUUAUGAACGGUCGUUGCCUGGACUGUGUUGAUCCCUUCCUGUUCUCCUGUCCCAGAAUAGGCCUGCUGGAGCAGGCAGGUGUCAACAUGAGAAAGCUGCCCAAGGAGGUGAAAGUUUAUUUAAUGACCAGUCCCUCAGCCCCAUUCUGUGUCCAUCACAGCCUGGUUGAAUUCCACUUGCAGAAGAAAAGAAACAUAGCCACCAGCAUUGAGAUAACUUUCUGCAGCAACAGGACCAAGGACACGGUGAAGAUCACCAUACCUAAGCACCAGGAGAUGGGCAAAAAGCUGCUGGCCCACAGUGUUCCCCUCUGCCAGAUAAACAGUGUGACACUGAAAUAUCUUCCCAAGAACCAGUUUUGGAGGAAGGAUGAGUCAUCCAUUGUCGGCAAGUUCUGUGCAGCCCCGAUGCCUCUCGAUAGCAACCGGACAAUGACAUGCCUGCCCUGGAACCUCACCCUCCCUGGCAAUGCAGACGUCUCCUAUGAGCUGCCCGCUGCUUGUGCCUAG